AUGAAGGCGAGCACGACCGGAGAGAGGACGCUAGCCUCUAGCACCAGUCUCGAGGGAAAGAAUGGAGCCUCUGCCGAUGUCGAGAAGGUAUCUCCAGUCGAAAGUAGGGCCUCGUCACCCCCUCCGCCAGUGGGACCAUCGGCCCAACUUCAGACGCCAGCCAAGCCUCCGUUCUCGGCGCAGUUCCUGGAUGAGGACGAAGAUAUCUCCCGAGCACGUAGAACAUACAUCACGAUUCUCCUCCAGCGCACCGGGCUGAUCGUCACAGCAAUCUUCGCCAUCUUCUCCAUCUACUGGGGUGCUCUCUACAGAAUUCCCACUCAUAGCUUGGAAGGAUGGAUCGUCGAUUUUGACGGCGAUCAGAUAGGAGAGUUCAUAACCACCGAACUCAACGCAAGGUCAGGUCCCAUAAUACAUUGGAACAUCCAGCAGAGUGGAGAAGCGCUGAAGGACCCUGAUGAUGUUGCGCGGGCAAUUGUGGAUGAAGACUGUUGGAUUGCGGUAAUAGUCAAUCGCGGCGCAACAAGGCUCUUGAAUGCAACGCUGGCAUCCAAUGAUGCCAACUUCGAUUCUUCAACUUUAAUAACAGCAUAUGGGAUCGAAGCACGGAAUGAAAACGCAUAUCGGACAUUGCUUCGUCAUACAAUAGAAGAGUCCCUUCAAGAAAUCACAAAGGACUAUGCCGUCAGAAUGGUCUCGGAACUCAUUCGGUUGAACAUCUCGCUGGCCACGAUUCGGCCAGACGUGUUGGUGCGGCCAGUCUACUACACGCUGGUGAAUGUACGCCCCUUUGAUGUUCCUGUCGCCUCAGCAGUGACCUUUAUUGGAUUAAUUUAUCUGCUAAUUUUGUCUUUCAUUGUGGUCGUGAGUUUGAGCCUAUCAAGCUAA
This is a messenger RNA of Cyclocybe aegerita, 888 nucleotides long. Lineage: Eukaryota; Fungi; Basidiomycota; Agaricomycetes; Agaricales; Hemipholiotaceae. The record is from the annotation of a GenBank genome assembly.